Molecule: messenger RNA, 1582 nt
Organism: Mytilus trossulus (common blue mussel)
Lineage: Eukaryota; Metazoa; Mollusca; Bivalvia; Mytilida; Mytilidae
Product: hexokinase-2-like
Exons: 13
Coding region: 98-1492 (464 amino acids)
Biological process (GO): carbohydrate phosphorylation; glucose metabolic process; intracellular glucose homeostasis
Cellular component (GO): cytosol; mitochondrion
Molecular function (GO): D-glucose binding; fructokinase activity; glucokinase activity
Source: RefSeq, a predicted model, not a curated record
AGAAUAUUGAUGUAAACAAAUAGUACGGGAAAUAUUUGUCAGAUAAGAGUUUUGAAGUUAACAACUUGAUGUUACAGUGUAGACAGUUUACAACAUAAUGGAACCGAUUUCAAACAGACCAGGAAUCCAAAAAAUAAAAUCUGCUGAUAAGAGGAAGAAGGUCUGUGAUGCAUUGGAAAGUUUAAGGUUUACAGAAAAUGAUGUUAAACAGAUGAUGAAAGUUUUUGAGGAACAGAUUGAUUAUGCCAAUAGUUUGAAUGAAGAAGACAGGAAGAAAUCAGAUUUAUUCUGGGAAUGUACAUAUGUCAGUGACCUGGUCAAAGGAAAUGAAAAUGGAAGAUAUCUAGGAUUAGAUUUAGGUAGUACCAACUUCAGAGUAGUGCUUGUUGAUCUUAAAGACGGUUUAGCCAAAACAACAACAACAUAUUAUAAUCUAACAGAUGACCAACUUUCUGGGCCUGCUGAACUGGUGUUUGAUCACAUAGCAGCUAGUAUGGAAACUUUCAUCACAGAGGAAAAUAUACAAAGUCAAACACCAAUAGGUGUUGGUUUCACAUUUUCAUUUCCAACUGUUCAAAAAACUUUGAAGAAGAGUAUUCUGGUAACCUGGACAAAAAGGUUUAAGUGUACCAAUGGACCUGGCCUUGACCCUUGUAUUUUACUGGAAGAGGCCAUUGAAAGGAAAGGGGGAUUAUCAGUACCAGUCAAUGUUAUGGCCAGAAUUAGUGACACAACAGGCACUUUAAUGGCUGGUAGUUAUUAUGACAAGAAAUGUGCAAUAGGACUCAUUUUAGGUUCAGGAUCAAAUGCUUGUUAUGUAGAACACUUAAAGAACUUUAAAAAACUGGAUCCUAAGGAUGCCAAGUCAGAUAAGAUAUUGGUGAAUUGUGAGUGGGGAGCGUUUGGAGACAAUGGUUGUCUAGAUUUCUGUAGAAAUGAGUUUGAAAGAGAAGUUGACCAGUAUUCUAAUUUUCCUGGAUCUUACACGUUUGAAAAGUCUUUUGGAGGUUUUUAUUUAGGAGAAAUGUUCCGUGUAGUUCUAGUCAAGUUAACAAAGGCAGGUGUUUUAUUUGAUGGUAAAGGAUCAGAUGAACUAAUGACGAGAUGGUUAUGGAAGUCAAGACAGGUUACUACAGUGGAAAAAGAUAAUCCUGGAUCAUCAGAAAAUACCAUGUCUGUAUUAAAAGAAAUGAAACUGGACACCAUAGCAACAGAAGAGGAUGCUAUUCUGGUACAAGAGGCUUGUUACCUCAUGUCACAGAGAGCCGCAUAUAUAGUAGCAACAGCUCUAGCAGUUUUGCUAAAUCAUAUCAAUGAACCAGAGGUUUCCAUUGGAAUAGAUGGAUCUUUGUAUGAACAUCAUCCUCGGUUUCAUGAUCACAUGACAACAUUGUUACAAAAACUGGUUCCCAGUACAAAGUUUCGAUUAUUUCUGGUAAAAGAUGGAAGUGGUCAAGGUGCUGCAUUAGUAGCUGCUGUAGAAUCUUCAUAGCAUUGGUUUUAUUAUAGUGAUUUUCAUAAUGAACUUAUUAUAUAAUCAGUUGUAGUGAGUUUAUAUAUAAAAGUGAUAUCUUCCACUUCC